AUGGUGGUACCUUGCUGUCCGCUAUCGCAAUGUAUAGGGCGCUGCCCAUCCCGCCGUACUUCCAAAGAAGCUUUUGAGUUUUCACGGCUCUCCAGAGCACUUCAUUGCCGAGUCUACUUUACAACUAUCGGCGCCGUGGCCGAUGUUCGUCGAAACCACAUCUGA
Molecule: messenger RNA, 165 nt
Organism: Colletotrichum lupini
Lineage: Eukaryota; Fungi; Ascomycota; Sordariomycetes; Glomerellales; Glomerellaceae
Exons: 1
Coding region: 1-165 (54 amino acids)
Source: RefSeq, a predicted model, not a curated record